This is a messenger RNA of Bactrocera neohumeralis, 377 nucleotides long. RefSeq names its product SRA stem-loop-interacting RNA-binding protein, mitochondrial (gene SLIRP2). Lineage: Eukaryota; Metazoa; Arthropoda; Insecta; Diptera; Tephritidae. The record is from RefSeq and is a predicted model, not a curated record. Gene Ontology annotation, molecular function: mRNA binding. The transcript has a single exon. The coding region runs from base 1 to 261 and encodes 86 amino acids.
AUGUCUGGCGUAGCACGCAAUUCUUAUAAACUGUUUGUUGGUAAUCUACCAUGGACCAUUGGCCAAAAAGAAUUACAAUCAUAUUUUUCCAAUUUUGGUCACGUCGCAAAUGCCGCCGUUGUUUUUGAUAAACAGCUAGGCUUCUCAAAGGGAUAUGGUUUCGUAUCAUUUAGCAGUCGCGAUGGAUUUAAUAGUGCUUCUAAUAAAAAUACACAUUUCAUCGAAGGACGAGUACUCAAAGUGCAGCCAGCCAACUCUUAAGAAUAUUCUAAAAAGAAAUCGUCAUCUACAUAUGUACAUCUUCAAUUUUUAUCACUUGUAUUUAUUGAAAAAGUUCUUUAUUAAAAAUAUUUCGUAAAACUUUAUAAAAAGACAUA